AUAGACCUUUGAGGUUUGACCCGCCACGUGGACUGAGCCUCUUCCUUCCAUCAUUCCUCACGCGUUAAUCAGUGCGUGAAUACCACGUUUAUAGAAGUCUCUUUCGUUUUUUAAUUAUUAUAACGAAACGUAUAAUAGAAAAUUAUAAAUAGACAAAAUAAAAUGGGUCCUACUAUGGAGUUGGUUGAGAGACGUUGUUAAACCACGCGCGACCAGCUAGCGUCAAGCUCGAGGCUGUAAUGUCCCUUUCUCCUAAGUUCCCUUCCUUUAUGCUCUCUUCUAUUUAUUGAAAAGCUGUCGUUCGUAAAUUCUUUUUUUUUGUUUUUUUUAAUUACAACUCAACCUAUUUAGUUCAAUAUUGUAAGAAAAUACAAAAUCUAGAUUCUCUCCUUAGCACGCUCUCUCUUGUUAAUGUCUGCUGCAUAUUCAGAGACUCUUUUACUCUAUCUCCCUCUCUCUCACUAGUCACUGUCUUUUCGCUUGCCUUGUGCUUUUAAUCUCUCUUUCUUUGUCAAGUUAACUUCUCUAUUUUCUACUUUCUCUUUUCUCCAUUGUUGUUGUUAUCUCUUUAAUUUGUUUCUACCUGGUAAUGACUGAAGCUAAAACCGGCACCGGCAAUGAGAAGCUCGUGGUGGAGAUAGUAGGGGCCCACAAUCUCAUGCCAAAAGAUGGCGAAGGAUCUUCGUCUCCUUUUGUGGAAGUGGAGUUCGAGAACCAACGUCUCCGAUCUAAGGUCAAACCCAAAGACUUAAACCCAAUCUGGAACGAGAAGCUCGUCUUCCACGUUAUCGACGUCAACGACCUCAGACACAAAACCCUAGAAAUCAGCGUUUACAGCGAGAAGCGUUCCUCUAACAGCAGAAACUUCCUGGGAAAGGUUAGGGUUUUGGGUUCCAGCGUUGGAAGAGAAGGAGAGUCAGUCGUUCAACUCUACACUCUUGAAAAGAGAAGCCUUUUCUCGUCUGUGCGUGGAGAAAUCAGCGUCAAACACUACAUGACCACAACGGGGGAGAACGGUGAGAAUGUCCGUCGUGUUAACGGAUCGGGUGGUUCAAAGAAAAGCAAGAAAGUACAGAACUUGAGCUCUUCCAUGGCGAUUCAACAGCAACAACAACAACAGCAACAAAUUGCUCUUCACAAUCACAACAAAGGAAAUCAACAACAGAGUCAGCAGAACGGUCAAGGACAGAGGAUGCUACCGUUUUAUCCAAACCAAGGUGAGAUUAAGCCUCUCGUGAUAACCGCUCUUCCCGGUCCAAUGCCCGGACCCAGACCCGUCGUUUACUCAAAUGGGUCGAGUGAGUUUUCGCUUAAAGAGACAAAGCCAUGUCUUGGAGGAACUGGUACUGGUGUUGGCGGUUUGACUAAUCACAAGGACAAAACAAGCUCGACUUACGAUCUAGUUGAGCAAAUGCAGUACCUUUAUGUUAGAAUCGUGAAAGCUAAGGACUUGUCGGUAUCCGGCGAAGUCGUGUCGGAAGUGAAAUUGGGUAAUUACAGGGGAGUUACUAAAAAAGUGAGUUUGAAUUCCAGUAAUCCAGAGUGGAAUCAAGUCUUUGCCUUUUCCAAAGAAAGCAUUCAAUCAUCCGUUGUUGAGCUUUUCGUCAAAGAAGGUAACAAAGAUGAGUAUACGGGUCGGGUCUGGUUUGAUUUAAGCGAAAUACCAACCCGUGUUCCUCCGGAUAGUCCGUUAGCUCCGCAAUGGUACAAGAUAGAGAAUAGAAACGGUGGUAGAAGCAAUGGAGAGAUUAUGGUGUCAGUGUGGUUCGGGACUCAAGCUGAUGAGGCUUUUGCUGAGGCGUGGCAUUCAAAGGCUGGAAAUGUUCACAUUGAGGGACUCUCAUCGAUCAAAUCAAAGGUUUACUUGUCUCCUAAGCUAUGGUAUCUUAGGGUGUCAGUAAUUGAGGCUCAAGACGUUGCGAUUAUGGACAAGGGAUCAGGUCUCAUGAGGUUUCCAGAGCUUUCGGCGAAGCUUCAAGUCGGGAGUCAGAUACUGAGGACUCCAGUCGCAUCUACAAGCCCCACGCAGAGCUUUUCAAAUCCUUAUUGGAACGAGGACUUGAUGUUUGUAGUUGCCGAGCCGUUUGAGGAUUGCAUUACAAUUGUUGUGGAGGAUCGUCUUGGUGGUGGUGCAUUAGGAGGACAAAACGAUGUGGCUGUUGGGAGGGUUCAAAUUCCGGUUUCCGCUGUUGAGAGACGAACCGGAGAUACACCGGUUGGUUCAAGAUGGUUUAGCUUAGAUAACGGCAACAAUAACAACCGGUUUGGUUCGAGGAUUCAUCUUAGAUUGUCACUAGACGGUGGCUACCAUGUUUUGGAUGAGGCAACGAUGUAUAGCAGCGAUGUUAGGCCGACCGCGAAAGAGCUU
Arabidopsis lyrata subsp. lyrata is the source of this 2368-nucleotide messenger RNA. RefSeq names its product FT-interacting protein 1. The record is from RefSeq and is a predicted model, not a curated record. NCBI's taxonomy places the organism in Eukaryota, Viridiplantae, Streptophyta, Magnoliopsida, Brassicales, Brassicaceae. The annotation marks the transcript as partial. The transcript has a single exon.